Messenger RNA from Colossoma macropomum (tambaqui), 941 nucleotides. RefSeq names its product asialoglycoprotein receptor 2. The record is from RefSeq and is a predicted model, not a curated record. The transcript is spliced from 8 exons. Lineage: Eukaryota; Metazoa; Chordata; Actinopteri; Characiformes; Serrasalmidae. Bases 36 to 941 code for a protein of 301 amino acids.
UUCAGUUGCUUGUGUCCUCAGUCUGUAGUGUGAAGAUGGAGGGUGAGGUGUUCUAUUCUACAGUAGUGUUUAAUAGAUAUGAUGAUGCGAAGCCUAAAGCAGCGGGGCCGGCUGAGGAGGUGGUGUACUCAGACAUCAAGAUGAACAGAGACGCUCCAUCACAGAGCAUUCCUGAGCCUGCAGCUGAUGCGGCCGCAUCCCGCGCUGCAUCAUACAGAUGGGCCACAGCUUGUUUGGGGCUGCUGUGUGUUCUCUUACUGGCAGGUGUCGUGGCAAUGAGUGUAAUGAACAUCACCCAGGUUUCCCAGUACAGUGCCGUCUUGGCACUUCACACCAAUGAGACCACAGCCCAUUGGAAGGUGCGGGCUGAAAAAGCAGCACUGGAGAAAGAGAAUGCAGAGCUGGUUGCACAGAGAGAUCAGUUAAACACGGCCCUGAGGUUCAUCACACAGUUUUCCAGUUUUCCAGUCCGUGCGUUCUGUCAAUCAAAUAAUGGAGAAAUGUACUGUGGGCCCUGUAGGAAGAACUGGAUUCAGAACGGGUCCAGCUGUUACUUAUUCCACACAGGCUUAAACUGGAGAACCUGGGCAGAGAGCCAGCAGUACUGCACUGAACAAGGAGGAGACCUAGUAACCGUAGACAACAUAGAGGAACAGGAAUUCAUCAGGCAGAACACUCCUUCUUAUUAUGAUAAAUAUCAUGGGUACUGGAUUGGACUUAAUAAAAAGAAUGGAAUCUGGGCCUGGACCUCUGGUACUGCGCUUAAGAAUGGGUUCUGGAUUGACCCCCCAAAACAAUCGGAUGAUAGUUGUGUACUCACAAAACCUAGCAGCAAUGCUCAGAAAAGCUGGGAGCCAAAUUACUGUAACAUGUACAAUAAAUGGAUCUGUGAGAUGAGAGCUUUGGAAUGGCCAAGAAAAACCUAUACUGCAAAUAACUGA